AUGGUACAUUUUAUUCGUUUAGAAUACCAAUAUGGUGGCAUUCCCCAACCAGGCCAGAAUCCUUCUUAUACACAAUUUUCUCAGUAUCCAAAUGCUGGUGGUGACCAGGGUGCCCAAUUUAUUCCAAAUUAUGCUCUUCCUCAAGGCAAUCCCCAAGCUGCUGUUUUUGGUCAACCGCCUUUCAAUCCAAAUCCAUAUCCGCAGACAGGUGCCGCAAUGACAGUUCCACAAUUAGGUGGCCAGAUAAAUCCAGCUCAACUUGCUGGUGCCGGGUUUUCUUAUGGCGAUUAUUCCCACUUUAAUCCCUACAGUCAAAAUGCUGGUCUUCAACCUCAUAUGAAUGACAUGCAGCAGUUUAGCCAAUUACUUCCGAGUCUUAAUCAAUCGGCUGUUCGAAAUAUGUAUGAAGCGCUUGCUCAGGAUAGAGCUUUAUCCGGUUUUAACACUGGUGCAUAUGUCCAAGAUUCUCCAAAUGUUGGAGGAUUUUCCAAUAAGGCAUUCAGUGGACAUCAACGGGGGAUGAAUAAUUUUGAAAACGGUAAUCGCUCUAGUAAUUUGCCCAGUGUGACUAAUCCUGAUGGACUUCGCGAAGAUACUGUAUUUGUCAGUAAGUUACCUCAAAAUAUUGACCACGAAACCAUGAAGGCUCAAUUUGGAACAGUCGGUAAAAUUAAGAUGAAUGUUAAAAGUGGAAUGCCAAUGAUAUGGAUUUUUAAGGAAAGAGGUAUUCCCAAAGGUGAUGCUUUGGUCACGUAUGAAGAUCCUCUUUGUGUUCAAAAGGCAAUCAAAUACUUUUCUGAAAAUGAUUUUAUGGGGAAAAAAAUUGAGGUUAAGCAGGCGAAAAACAGUCAAAGACCUGUGAUUAUUCCAAGUAGUGGUCAACAAAAUUCUACUGCCCAGGGAAAUGGGAGGAAUAGUAAUGAUAUGUCUUCAUUUUGUGGUAAUCAGUCAAUGGAUAUGUACGGGGUGCAGUUCAAUUCUAGGAAUGAUGUUGCCUCAAUGUCAGGUGCUAGAAAUCCUGGACAAAUGAGAUCAAUUGGAGGCCGUGAUCAAUGCAAUCCUUGUGGGGCACCACGUCCGGACGACGGUAUGAUGGCUGGCGGUGGCAUGAUGAUGAUGCCGGGGGCUGGUGGUCCACCACAAUCUCAACGUGGUGUCAUGCUUCCACAGGCUUCUCAUCCGCAGAUGAUGGGAAAUGGUGGUUCGAUAAUGCCACCGGGACCCCGCGGUCCACCACCUCUUAGAAUGGGCGCUGCCCCACAACAGAGGGGAUCUAUGCCACCACCUAUGCGUGGCGGUGUCCUUGGUCGUGGAAUAGUUGGUGGGCCCAUGCGUGGCAGUUCAAUUAAUGCUGGGCGUAACAUGCGUACCAAUCCAUACUAA
Rodentolepis nana is the source of this 1383-nucleotide messenger RNA. Lineage: Eukaryota; Metazoa; Platyhelminthes; Cestoda; Cyclophyllidea; Hymenolepididae. The record is from the annotation of a GenBank genome assembly.